CUGUGUGGCGGCGUCUAGCCCAGUGAGCCGAGCACCCCCAACACACCUCGCCCCUCGUUCAUCUCGUCGUCUUCAACGGACGAGUCUCUUUCUCCCCUCCUCCUCGCCCAACCAACGGCGCUAACCCUAGUCAGUUCCGGCCUUCUCGUCCUCACCAGAGCGGCGAGGCCCGCGGCUUCCGCUGCCGCCGGAAGGACGAGAAAUGAGUGGAGUUAUAAAAGGUCGCAAACAUGUUUCCUGGAUAGGUUACAGAAAGCUGGAAAGAGUGGCGGUAACAAGGACGAGUUCAGCAUGUCCUUAUGCGGCUACAGCAGAAUUUAUGCUUUUGUUUUCUUUCUGUGGUUGGACAGAUCUUUGUGAACUGAAGUAACAUCAGUAUGUAUUCCGGCGGGAGGACUCGGAGUGGGCUUGUCAGACGAAAUGGCAUUAUGGAUUCCAGCAACAAUUCAUGUUCUAGAACAAGAAGUGGGCUUGUCAGAGUAAACAACAUGAUGGAUCCUAACAAAGAAUCAUGUUCUAAAACACGGAGUGGGCUUGUUAGGGUGAACAAUAUUGUGGAAUCCAGCGAUAGUUCUUCUACUAAACCACAAAGUGGGCUUGUUAUGGAUGCUAUGGUUAACAAAGUGGUGGAUUCCAACGAUGGUUCAUCCUCUAGAACACGAAGUGGGCUUGUUAGGGUGAACAACAUCAUGGAUUCCAGCGAGGCUUCAUACUCUAAAACUCGCAGUGGGCUUGUCAGAGGAAACAUUGUUAUGAAUUCCAAUGAUGGUUUGUGUUCCAAAACACGAAGUGGACUUGUUAGAGAAAACAUUGUGAUGGAUUUGAGUGAAGAUUUGUGUUCCGAAACACAAAGUGGAAUUGCUAGAGGAAACAUUGUUAUGAAUUUCAAUGAAGAUUCAUCUUCUAGAACACGAAGUGGGCUUGUUAGAGGACACACUGCUGUGGAUUCUAACAAGGACUCAUGUUCUAGAACACGAAGUGGGCAUGUUAGAAGAAGCCUCUCUGUCAAGGUAGAAAACAAGGUUGGACCAGUCAUUAAGGGCCUACCUGAUGGAUGCAGCGAACCGGCAAGUCCAGUAAAUUAUGGAUCAGGUCACAGGAGUGAUCUGGUCCAAAUCAAGGAUGACCCAGUCAUUAAGGGGUCAGAUGAAUGCUGGAAAGAAGACACACCACCUUUGAUGAACCUAGUAAAUCACAAGAGUGAUCAGGGUCAAAGCAAGGAUGAACCAGUCAUGAAGGGGCCUGAUGGAUGGUGGAAAGAAGACAUUUCCAGAAAGAACAAGUCAAGUCAGAAGAGUGAUCUGGUUAAAAACAAGGAUGAGCACAUUAAAAGGCAGUUGCCUGAUGGAUGGCGGAGAGAAGACAGGCCAAGAAGGAAUGGAUCAACUAACAAGACUGAUCCGUACUACAUUGAUCCAGUAAAUGGUUAUGAAUUUCGCUCUAUGAAGGAUGUGCACCGUUAUAUUAAAUCAGGAGACAUAAAGCAAUGCAGUUUUAGGCCAAAGAAGAGAACUAUCCAAGAUGUCUGUAUUACAGACAACCAAGCUCAUACAAGCACAUCAUCAGGAUACACAAGGCCAGGUACCGCCGACAAAGCUAUCCAAUGUGAAUUACUGACUUCAGAAGGUAUCAUGCUACCAUGGGGUGGACUGUUGAGCCCACAUACUGAAAAUAUGAUGUUACCGGAGUCUGAUGGCAUGAAACCAGUGGAAAGACAUGCUAACAAGGUUGAUCCUUUGGAACACAAGAGUGCACGACCGGUCUCUGCAAAGUGUCGUGAAGGGGAAAAGAAAUCUAUUAAACGAAAAGAACAAAAUACGGAGGCGAAACCCAAGAGGCGUAAAACCAGGCGUGAAAUAAAGAUUGCUGCACCUCCCCAAGCAUCACCCCGCUUAGCUGCACUCAAGGUUAAUCCUGAAGGGAACACUGAGCCUGAUGAUGAACUGACCAGUGUAAAUUUUGUGAAUGAGGUACAGCCUAUUCAAGAAAAAAUUGUGUAUCAGUCACUGAGCCGCGCUGACACUGUCAUCCAAUCACAGAACAAUCAGGAGAGCACUGCCGAUAAGUUACAGUUGACCCAAGGAGUUACUGUCGUUCCCAUGCAGACUAAUCAUGAGGGCACUGUUAAUCAGUUACAGUUAAGCCGAGCUGAUACUGUCAUUCCAAUUCAGACCAAUCAUGAGGGCACUGUCAAUCAGUUACAGUUAAACCGAGGAGACACUGUCAUUCACAUACAGACCAAUCAGUUACAGGCGAGCCAACCUCAAAGUGCCUAUCACUUGCAGGAAUACACUACCAAUUACUCGCAGAUGAGUGAAGCAGAUAAUGUGAAUAAAAAACAGACUGAUCAGGAAAUUUUUGCCAAUCAGUUACAGUCGAGCCAAGAAAAGCCUUUCAUUCAAAUGCAGACUAUACAGAAUAAAAAACAGACUAAUCAGGAAAAUUCUGCUGAUCAGUUACAGUCGGGCCAAGAAAAACCAUUUAUUCAAAUGCAGACUAUACAGAAUAAAAAACAGACUAAUCAGGAAAAUUCAGCCAAUCAGUUGCAGUCGAGCCAAGGAAAGCCAUUCAUUAAAAUGCAGAGUAUACAGGAAUACAUUACCAAUUACUCACAGUUGCAUCAGAGUCAUGCAGACACUGUGAAUGAAUUACAGACUUAUCAGGAAAAUGCUGCCAAUCAGUUACAGUCGAGCCAUUCAGACACCGUCAUUCAACUACAUACUACACAGGAAUACUUUGCCAAUCACUCAGCGCUGAGCCGAGCAAAUGCUGUGAAGCACAUGCAGAUCAACCAGGAAAACACUGCUGUUCAGUUACAGUUGGGUCAAGCUGAUAGUGUCAAUCAAAUGGAAACUCUGCAGGAAAACAGCACCAACCAGUUACAAAAUCUCCAAGGUUUAACUGUUAAUCAAGUAGAAACUACACAUGAUUACAUCACCAAUCACUCUCUGCCGAGCCCAGGAGAUACUUUCAAUCACAUGAAGAUUAACCAGGAGAACACUGCCAAUCCACGACAGUUGAGCCAACCUGACUCUGUCAAUCAAAUGCAAACUAUGCAGGAAAAUACUGCUACUCGGUCAGAGCUGAUCCAAGGAUUAACUGUCAAUCAAAUACAGGCUAUUCGGGAAAACAAUACCAGAUACUUGCAGCCACGUUGUACUGAAAAUCCUAUCCGGUGGUCUGGUUUUUCUUCGUCUCCUGAGAGGGGACAUGUAGAACCUAUCCCAUGCUUUUGGAGAAAUGUUGAAAAUCAGAAGUCAUCGGUUCCCGUGCAAAUAGAUGGAACACUUAUUGCAACCUCCUCAGCAAAUAUUCAAUGCCAAGAUGCCCCUGCCCCAGAACCAGCUUUGCCAACACCGCCUGCAGUGCCUGGAACCGCCGGCCUAUCUGGGUUUACCCUGCCGUUAUUUGGAAAUUCCUGGUCAGAUCCAUGCAUCGAGUUUGCAUUGAAGACUCUUACAGGUGACAUUCCUGUUGUGGAUGACAGUCCAGCUGUUGCAGACUACUUCCCUCUGCAACAUGACCUGAAUAAAAUCGCACCACCAGAUAAUUCUUCUCCCUUCAGUGAGGAUACUAGAAACUAUACACAAGUCGACCAUGCCAACCACCGGCCAGCGCCAAGGCCAUCAGACAGGUUCUACAAUGGUGGUUGGUUCCCUCCACAGUGAGACCACCCACCGGAUAGGUUCUACAAUGGUGGGAGGAAAAACAGAAGAACUGUUUGUGCCUGCGAAAGGCUAAUGGUUAGAGGAAUGAUCGAGUGACCAAAGCUUGAACCAAAUGGUCUGGCGAGCGUCUCUUUGUGUUUUCAUGACCCCUCUGUAAAAAGGCCUGUGACUUGUUCUAACUUUGUUAGAAACAACAUGUACAUCUUACUGGAUGGGUGUCAGCUUGCUUUAGGGAUCUAGGGAUCGGAAUGACAGUUUUAUUUUCUCUUUUGCUUUUUGUGCAGUUGCCUGGUAAAUUUCAUUUGCUCUAUCAUCAGGGUUGACCCAGUUUGGCGUCGUCGCUAGCAGUGUUGUUUAUUUAUUUUUGCAAGUGAGUCUUGUGCGCAUGAGACGAUCAGCAUCUUUGGGCUCACUUUAACUGUAAUAAUUCUUAAUAGUUGAUGUAGCAUUGGCUGCCCUUGGUUUUGUGGUUC
Molecule: messenger RNA, 4141 nt
Organism: Brachypodium distachyon (stiff brome)
Lineage: Eukaryota; Viridiplantae; Streptophyta; Magnoliopsida; Poales; Poaceae
Exons: 9
Coding region: 378-3668 (1096 amino acids)
Molecular function (GO): DNA binding
Source: RefSeq, a predicted model, not a curated record